AUGGCUGCUACCAAGAUGAUCGCCGUGAGGUUGUCGCAUGCAGCUAACCCAAUAAACCUGUAUAGUAUAACCAAACCCUCCCCUGUCGAAGAUAUUCAGCAGAAACGACGCACACAUCUACUGCAGGCAUGUGAGCGUUUGAACUCCAAUCAGCAUCUAGUCAACUUUGAUCAUCUGGGCGUCGACACCUUAAAGAAAAUGAACCACAUCUUUGUGUUAGAUAAAUUAAAGAUUCUUUACUGCUAUAUACCCAAGGCUGGUUGUACAACGAUGAAGAAAAUACUUCUCGUGCUAAAUGGGAAUAUCAAGACAACCAACAUCGAACACGAAACGGUUCAUAAACUUGCCGACACGCACUUUCCGUUAUUGCGUAAAUACAGUCUGGAAGAUGCAAAAGUUAGACUUAAAACGUACCGUAAACUAAUAUUUGUACGCGAGCCGUUUUCACGGAUUCUGUCAGCAUAUCGGGACAAGCUUGAUUUAAAUGGAUCCUGUAGGAAUAAAUAUUGGUCUCGUAAAAUAAACGAACAUGCAAACGAAGAAGUUACAAGAGAUAAUGAUUUUAACUUGACAUUUGUUAAUUUCGUUCAAUACCUUGGUAAUUUAUCUAAUAAACUCAAUAUUCCAAAGGAAGAACAUUGGAGAGAGUUCCAUCGUCUGUGCUAUCCAUGUCAUGUGCCUUACGAUUUCAUUGGACAUUUUGAAACCUUCUGCGAAGACGUGCGCGAAGGUGUUCAGAAAAUUGUCGAUGGUGUUGAAAUAGAUAUUCCCCAGUCAUCAAAUCCUACUAAAAGCAGUUACUCGGGGAUGCUGUCAAAAUACUAUUCACAAGUUAGUUCGACGCAGUUACAAUCGCUCUACAAGAGGCUGGAGACGGAUAUUGAAAUAUUCAACUACCAAGUCCCAACCUUUAUUGCUGACCGUAUUAACACUUCCGUCUCCCGUAGAUAAAGGAUGUUUAUAAUUUAACUUCAAAUUUAAGGGCAUAUUUUUUGUGUGUUCACCUCGCUAAUCAUGCUAAUUGUCGGAAUUUCGCCUGAUAUGAUUUAACAAUUGUAUUAUAUUUAUUAAUAUAAAUCAAGGUUUUGUUGUGUAAAUGCUAGUGGUAUAAAUUAACAUAAUGAACUAAUUUUAUCUGAUGUAAAUUGAAGAAUUCACUAUCAGAAUUGCUAAUUGGUACACCGCCCGUCUAAAUAACGCUAGGCCAUGGCUUCGACCCACGGCCGACUCAAAUGUCCAGUUUUUUAUUUCGAAGGUUCGUAAUUCUAAAACACGUAAAUUGUCUAUAUUGCCCAUACCUCGAUGUUUAUUGGUAGAAAACGAUUAAUUGUUACUGAAACAAGCAAUAGUACUGUGAUAACGCUGUGUUCCCGCUUUACACUUAAACAAAUUAAGAGGAGCAGCUGCUGUAUACACUAGAAAUAAAUUGCACUGAUUGAAAUUAUGUAUAAUUAAUUAUAUAAUUCAUGUUGUACAAAAUAAUCCGCCCUGUCACAAGCAAUUAUUUUUUGUCGGCAGUAAAGCAAAAAAAUAUUAAUUUUACAAAGUAAAAUGUUAACAGGACAAACGUAAAACAUCGGUGUUAUCCUGAAAGUUGUGUUUAAUCAGAGUAAUCAGAUGUAAAAGGUAAUAAGUUACCAUUUUGGCCUUGUGAUGGCAGUAUUACUGAUUUGUAUGAUAGAAACCUAUGUAUUCAAAUAAUUCAAAUAGGUAGGGUUAUAAUGUAUUCAUUUCUUGCAGGUCCUUUUGUUGUAUCGGUCCCAUGUUUUCGUAACAGGUGGAAUAAACACUUUAAAUUCCAAGACCCACACGAGGUCUAUUAAUUGUACACACCUAAUUGCUGUGCACAGAGAGUAGGAGCAGUUUCAUUUUUUUACUCUUUGAAAGAAGUUGUGCUCUGAAGAGCAAGGAAGAAAUGACAAUCAUUUUCUUAUCAAUUCGGAUAAAGUAUUCCCUCCACAAUGGUGGCGAGUCUAUUUAAUAUUUCAGCUAUAAAAAAAAUCUGAUUCUUCAAUAUAGAAAGUUAUGUUGGUUUGGAUUUUUGCUCCAGAUCUCGUUGUAAUAAUUUUUAUCAAUCAGAAGCCUGUUUUCUGUCAGAAACUUAGGCACACAAUUACUUUGUGAAUUUUAACAAUUUCCGGCAUAAAAUAAUUAUCACAAUCAUAUUGCAGUGAAGGAAUGUUGUAUAUCAGUAUUUUCCAGAAAUGAAUUUAUUUUUCUUUUUUGAUUGAUGCUUUUGUGCUGAUAAAUUAAUAUUAUCUAGAUAUUUUGUUAAUACUUAUUAGAUAAUUACAAAGACAUGUAUUCAUCAAAUGAUGUAUAAAACGAAUAUUUAAAAUGUAAAAAAAAAGGAUUUGCCAUUCGGAUAAUGGGAAUCUAUCAAUUUUCAAGGGUCCUUUGGUCAACCUGCAGUCCUGUUUCAGUUUUUCUCGAUGUCAUGCGAAAGGUCAAAAGCGCCUAAACUUCGGUGACGCCAUUCUACGAUAGACUUCGUGGAUUCCCGAUAACCCUCGACAUACGUCAUUCUACGUCAUCGUCAUCGGUUUUCGAGGCUGCCAUUUUCUCAUCAACGUCAUAUGGACUGCGUCCAAGAAAAAUCAGAGAAGUCCUUUCAUUUAACAACCUCUUAGCAGUGUCCGGACAAGUCAUUUUUUCUUCAAUCCUUUACCGAAUUAUUUAUUUUCCAUUCCAAAACUGAAAUUCUAUAUCGAUAAAAUCAAACUUAUUUUUUUCUUCUUCUUUUGAAAGUCAAUAUUAUUUAUAUGUAAAAUCAUGUUGCGUUGAUUGUUGAAACAACCAUGGAAACAAAUCGCAUUUGGAAGUGAAAUUAAAUAAAUGUAAUAAUUAACUUUAAACAAAAAUUAAUCUUGUGCAGAGCAAUUACUCAUGCGUACUUCGACUACAUUAUAGCUCUUUUCACUAAAAAAAAAGAUGCUUGGGGUAUGUGAGGUUAGUUAUGUGAUUUGGGGUGAUUGGUUACCAAAUCGCUAGGUAAACAAAAAUGCGGGUUGAUCCUGACAUGCCCUGAUAACACGGUAUUAACUCGUAAUAAUUUAUGUAACAGGUCAAAAAAUAUAAGUACAAGAGAGAGAGAGAGAGAGAUUUUUUAUGUGUAUGCAAAAAUGAUCUGUUGAGGAGGUAAAUGAAAGCAUUGAAGCAUUAUUUGUAUUAUCCCUGAAAGCAUUGUAUUUAAGUCAUCCCUUUCAAUCAAUAAAAACUUUGAGGAUAUCCCUUCAGGGAAGUUCUCCUUGACCUUGGGUCAGUGAGGGUGAUCUCACGAUAGUUUUCUCGAUAGCUAUCUUGACACAUGACCAAAUGAGAGGGAAAUAGACUGACCACCUCUUGCUAUGGGGAGGUCAAGAUUAUUUAGUUCUAUUUAGAUGAUCUAUUUGAAUGUGGUUUGAUUGGUCUUCAGACUGUCAAAAGCUGUGUAUUGGUGGCCGAACCAUUAAUUCGUCGACGAUGCUAUGUAUGUGUCUAGCGCAUGUGACUGCCAAUCUGCAUGUAGUUUUGUCCACCUUGAGAACUUAAGAGGGGGUUGAUCUAGUUUCAAAUUAAAUGCCACAUAAACUUGUAUACGACUGUGUCAUGCGUCAUUUGUACCUACUGUUACAAAAUGGCGUUGUGAGUAGGAUAGUGGUUUUGAGAGUAGAUGCCCGUUUUUGUAUUAGGAACCCCCUCUUGAAGACGUAACUGAUGCCUGAGGAUGUACCUGUUGUCUGAUGGAACUUGGUUGAUGCAGGAGAUCGACGUAGAGCGGAAUGUUAGACUUAUGCAUACGCUGGAUGUCAGAUGCGCAAACUGGACCGCUGCACAUCUUCCUAAGGGUAAUACAGUUAUUGAGAUAUAAACUUCCAAAGAACUUACUUGGUGGUACGACUCUUUCCCGCGUAGGUUCGAAUCCUACUCGCAACGCCAUUUUGUAACAGCAGGUACAAAUGACGCAUUAUACAGUCAUAUGCAAGUUUAUGUGGCAUUUAAUGUGAGGGUAGAUCAACACCUGGAAAAACCAAGCAAAAAGAUUAGUACAUGUUUAUCAUUUUUACAUCAUCAGCACAAACAUUAAUUAGCCAUUUUAUUCUUAAACAAUUCGAACCUUAGAUUAUAAAAUUGUCAGCAAGUUUAAUGUUAUGACUAUUCAUCAAAUAAACUUGUUUAAUACAUUAAAUCGUCACAUAGUUUUAACAUGUUCAUAUGGAAUAUAGCAUUAUGAUAAUUAGUCAAUAACAUUUUCAUGACCUGCAAUUUUGGGUCAUCUUAUAUUUCUAAUAAUCAUUCAACAUAAUUAGGACAUUGCCCAACAAUUGCCCAACAACAUGACGAAGACAUAUGUACACUCUCUGAUGUUAUAGAUAAUAUCGAAAAUAUACAUGAUCAAUUAUCACAAAAUAUAAAUUCGAUAUUUUUUUUUUAAAUUGUCUUUGAUCAUUGUCACGAGCGAAACUGCUCUAAUUAACUUAUUAAUAUACAGGCUACUUAACCAUCCUAGAUAAAAGACCAAAGGAGAAUCAAGAUAUAAAUGAAAUGAUCAAUUUAAUGUACACAACUUAAUAAAUCAUUAUCAUCGAUUCGUUGUGAACAUAGGUAUAUUGGCAAAUGGAUAUUCAAUAAAUAUUUGCAUAUAGAAAUCAUAAAAUGGAGUAUAUGUGCAUAAGAGAAGGAGUAUAAACAUCAUCGAUUGUCCAAGUUUAUGGGAGUAGAUCGAUCUGAAAAUAGGCCUUUAAAAUUAAGUUACCGAAAGUCUUGGAAAGUUUAUAAAGUGCUUGCUCAAACCUCAAUCGGGUAAAUGUGGAGUUCGAAGACGGAAGAGAUCGGCGAUCCACGACGACUACGAAGAUGGACGAUUAUGACGAAGAACAAGUAUGCCGAUGAUCGACGACGAAGAAGACGAGGAACGAUUAUGGAACGAUGAAGACUCGAUUGACGUCAUCAGCGAAGACACGAUGUUUUUCCUUUGCUAAAUCAAACCAUUGGUCAGAGAAAAAGUAAACGGAGUAUAUACAAUAAUAUUAGAUGUUUUGAGGAAAAGAAAGAAAGGGGUACAUCAAUAAAACCGAUCAGACCGACCUGUUAGUUGCUGCAUCAUUGACGUCACUAUCAAGGGGAUUUUAAAAUGACUUUAGAGAGUAGAAAUGAAAAUGAUAACGACGAUAACGGGUUAAAUAUGACAUUUCUUUAUACCCCUUACAAACAAUUCCUGCAGUACUUUAGUGGUACUCUGUUGUACCUGUGUGAUACUUCUGUCGUACAUGACGGUACCACAGAAUUACGACAGGAGUUCUGUGGUAUCACUCUGUGAUAGUUCUGUCAUACUUAUGUGGUACAUGAAAAUUUGAACAUUUCCUACAGUACCUUUAUGGUACUCUGUUGUACUCGUGUGAUACUUCUGUUGUACAUGACGGUAUCGCAGAAUGACGACAGGCGUUCUGUGGUAUCACUCUGUGAUAGUUAUGUCGUACUUCUGUUGUACAUGAAAAUUCUAAAAUAUCCUGCAGUACUUUUAUGGCAACCCUGCGAUACUUCUGUGGUAUAUGAUAUUUUUUUUAAUUUCCUGCAGUACUCCUAUUAAAGGCACUUCUAUGGAAACCCUGUGAUACUUCUGUGGUACAUGAAUAUUUUGAAAUUUCCUGCAGUACUCGAUCCUAAUAAAGGCACUUCUAUGGAAACCCUGUGAUACUUCUGUGGUACAUGAACAUUUAGAAAUUUCCUGCAUGACUCAUUAUAGGCACUUCUAAAAUUCUAUGGCAACCCCAGUGCUGUACUUUCAAAAUUUCCUACGGUACUUCUCAUGCAGCCACCCCAGAAAUAUGACUGAAACUGUAUCACAGACGUUUAUGGUGUAUUUUCUGUGGUACAUGAAAAAUGUAGUUUCCUUCAGUACUUGCACGGAAGCCCUGUUUGUACCACAGACUAAAAAAAGUGUUAUUUCAUGUGAGGGAUUUACCUUUUUUCUUCAGUUUUGGGAGAGGUCAGUAGCGUAUUGGGUCUUAUAUUUUUAGGAGGCCAUAUGGCUUAAAAGGGCACCAUUCAUUUUAAAAAGUACAAUUUUUUUAUGAAAAUUUAAUUUUGUGAUAGCUAGAUUUUGACAUAGGCCCUAUUUGAAAAUUAUAUUUCACCUCGUUUUUUUCCUUUUCUCUAUUUUCUCCUUUCUUUGUUGUGAGACUUUUUUUGGGGUCCGUGGCCCCCAACGCUAAGUCCCAUUGUGUAGGUCUAUAUCAGCGAGGGGGGGGGGGUGGUUAUGCCUACUGAGACUCAGAGGUUUUAAGUUUGAUAGCUUCUAUUUCUACGAGAAAGGGUAAUAUACGUACUAGAUCAAAACUAGGAGCAAAGCGCGAACUGAAAAAUACGAAAAAUUAUUGACCCCCAAAUGGGCAACUUAUAUUUUGAGGACUCUUGUUCGUUUUCAGGUUUAUUUCUCUUUCAUGCGCUCUUUUAAAUUUCAAUUAUCAUUUGUUUUGUUUGUUCGCCACUUAUUUUUCAUAAAAACAGGAUAAAGAAAAAAAAAGUGACUACAUGUAAAAGGGUACGUGUUAAAAUAUACAGGACAAACCUAACACCCUUAGAGCUUAAUUGGUUGCGAUGAACGUAUUCUUCUACUUCAUCCAUCUCUUUCUAACGAUACAAGAAAAUAAUUGAAGGGAAGAUCAAGGCUAGAGAUAUUCAUAUAUCUCAAUAAAUAGAGUAAAAUUCACAGAGCAAAAUUUUUAAAAUUUGAUCAAAAUCGGAUGACAAAUAACGAAGUUAAGUUAAAUUUUAAGGAUUUGCAAUAUUCCCGUGAAACAGUUCUAUUUAGGCAUGUCUCAUGAAUAUUCAUUAGGUGGGCUGAUGAUGUCAUAUCCCAUGUUCUUUUGUACAUUAUAUGAAAUUAGGUUUAUUCAACAUAUUUCUACCAAGAACUUAAACAAUUGGAAUGACAACUGAUUAACCGCAUUAGUUAUUAAAUGCAGCAACUUCAUCACAAUGGAGACACAUUUAUACACAUGUAUUGAAAAAAAAUGAAACAAUCAUAAUUUC
Lytechinus pictus (painted urchin) is the source of this 7014-nucleotide messenger RNA. Its product is annotated as carbohydrate sulfotransferase 11-like. Gene Ontology annotation, cellular component: membrane. NCBI's taxonomy places the organism in Eukaryota, Metazoa, Echinodermata, Echinoidea, Temnopleuroida, Toxopneustidae. The record is from RefSeq and is a predicted model, not a curated record. Gene Ontology annotation, molecular function: sulfotransferase activity. The transcript has 2 exons. Bases 1 to 951 code for a protein of 316 amino acids. Gene Ontology annotation, biological process: carbohydrate biosynthetic process.